AUGAAUAAAAAAGCGGUACGCACUGGUGUCACAGUUAUUCUUCCUAGAGGAAAGAAUAUUUCGGGAAAUCUUGAACAACAACAAGUGUUCGGUGCAUGGUAUUCCUUGAAUGGAAAUGGAGAAAUGACUGGAACGACAUGGCUUGAAGAAUCAGGUCUUCUUGGACCAAUAAUUGCGAUAACAAACACACAUAGUGUGGGCACAGUCAGAGACGCAGCUAUUCAAUGGAUCUUUCAACAAUCGAAUCAAUCAAGUUUGUCAGAUGAUGUUUAUUGUUCACUUAGUUUACCGGUUGUGGCUGAAACAUGGGAUGGAUUCCUUAACGACAUAAAUGGAUUUCAUGUUCGGCCAGAACAUCUUUUUGAUGCAAUCAAAACAGCAAGUUCAAUUCGUGCCGACGAAGGAAACGUUGGCGGAGGAACAGGAAUGAUUACGCAUAAAUUCAAAGGUGGUAUUGGAACAUCUUCUCGUAAGCAUAACGAAUAUACAGUUGGUGUUCUUGUUCAGUCCAAUUAUGGAAAACGAAAUCAAUUGACAAUUGCUGGCAUUCCUGUAGGUGAAGAAAUGUUAGAUGAAUUUUUGCCAGUUAGUGAGCAAGAAAAAUCUAAAUUAAAAGAACAAGGCUCGAUUAUUGUAGUUGUUGCUACAGACGCACCUUUUUUACCACACCAAUUAAAGCGGCUUGUUCGUCGUGUACCCAUCGGAAUAGGACUCGUAGGAGGACGAGGUGGUGAUAGUUCAGGUGAUAUUUUCAUUGCAUUUUCAACUGCUAAUCAACACAUAAUGGGUAGACAAACUGAUGUAUUGCAUUUAGACAUGUUACCGAAUGAAACAAUGAAUCCUUUUUUUGAAGCUGUUACUCAAGCAACUGAAGAAGCUAUUUUAAAUGCCAUGAUUGCAGCAGAAACGAUGGAAGGAAAUUAUGGACAUAAAGGCUAUGCUAUUUCACACGAACGAAUUGGUGAAAUAUUGAAAAAAUACAAUAGAUUAAAAAAAUAA
Molecule: messenger RNA, 999 nt
Organism: Rotaria socialis
Lineage: Eukaryota; Metazoa; Rotifera; Eurotatoria; Philodinida; Philodinidae
Source: the annotation of a GenBank genome assembly